Parasteatoda tepidariorum (common house spider) is the source of this 1350-nucleotide messenger RNA. RefSeq names its product mitochondrial ribosomal protein L19 (gene mRpL19). The record is from RefSeq and is a predicted model, not a curated record. Gene Ontology annotation, biological process: translation. Lineage: Eukaryota; Metazoa; Arthropoda; Arachnida; Araneae; Theridiidae. Gene Ontology annotation, cellular component: ribosome; mitochondrial large ribosomal subunit. Gene Ontology annotation, molecular function: structural constituent of ribosome.
GAAAAACAAUGCACACCCAACAAGCUGCGAGAGGUUAUCACGGAAAACAAUGAAAAUUUUAUUUUGAGUUUAACUAAGUCUAAGUAUCAUGUCCUUAACUGUGUUACUUAAAUCAUUUUGUUCCCGAAAUGUGAAGCAGUUGUCUUCAGUCACCUGUACUAGGAGAUAUUUUUCUACAGAUCAACAACCUUCUACCUAUAAGAAGAAAGAAGUUAAAACUGAAAAAAUUGACAAUACUUUAGCUGAGCACAGGUUUAUUUAUCCAGAAUUUUUGCCAGAUCCUAGGUAUGAAUUUCGAAACAAAAUUAGAGAAAAACUUGAACGAGAAGAUAUGUUAAAAAGACGCAGUGUUAUAAAUAUCCCAGAAUUCUAUGUUGGAUCUAUUCUGGCUGUAACAGCUUCUGAUAAGUAUGAUCCUGGUAAGCAGAAUAGAUUUGUGGGAAUCUGUAUUGCACGAAGCUACGUUGGACUCAGGGCUACUUUUGUCUUAAGAAACGUCGUUGAUCAUCAGGGUGUUGAGAUUUUGUAUGAUAUGUACAAUCCUUCACUGCUAUCCAUAGAAGUGUUGAGAUUGGAGAAGAGACUUGAUGAUGAGCUUUACUACCUUCGAGAUGCACCACCAGAGUUUAGCACCUUCCCUUUCAACAUGGAACCGGAGUUUAUUGUUCCGGGUGAUCCCAUUCGUGUCAAUCCCUUAAAGGUGAGGCUGAAACCACCCCCUUGGUGUCACAGGUGGGAAAUAAAAAACAUGAAAGGCAUCGAAAAUGUCAAAGAGCAUGUCAGCCAGAAAGCAAUUGCUCAUGCUCGAACUCUCGAGCAACCUUUUGAGGCUUAUGACCUUAUGAAAGAGUACAGACGUUGCAUACCAGAGGAGGACCAGAAGGAAAUCUGGGAGGAAGUAGAAAGUCACAGAAAGCAAUUCCCUGUGAAGAAACAGGCAUGGAAAAGAACUUUGCAGCGAGCAAAGCCUAAAAGGACUUUAUGAUGUUGAUCUUAAAGUGUUUAUGUUUUGUUUCCUUUAGAAGAGAAAGAAAUAUGCUUUUUCAUUGAUGUGGCUUAGAUUAUUAAUUUUUUUUGAUGAAAAUGUUUUAUUAAUCUUUUAUAUUAAGUUUGAUUGAUAUUAAACAUUUAAUAAUGUCAAAAAAUUAGUUUUGUGAUUUUGACAAAGAAAAAAUAUUUUCUCAAAAGCUAUUUAAUCAACGAGGUUUUUUAUAAUUUACUUUCUGGUUUAAUUUAAUUUACUUUCUUUUAAUUUAAUAAUAGGGUAAGAUAUAAGUUGCAAAGAAAUUGAAUUUUGUAAUAGGGUCAUUUACUUUUCUGUGAUUAAAAUAGUAAAAUAUUUUAUCGAAA